AUUUGACUAUGUUUUUAAGCCCAGCUUUUGACUAAUCAAAUAUAGCUGUCUGCUCAGGUAUAUUCAUGGCCUGAGAAAUAAACUUAUUAUUUAAAAUUAAAUAAGAAUUCUCGUAAUGAUUUUAUCUCUCAAAAUUGCGGUGAUAGGAGCCGGGGUUGCCGGUUUAAUAGCCGCUCGGGAGCUUAAAAGAUCCGGCCACCAAGUCACCAUUUUCGAAAAAUCGGGUCAAAUAGGUGGAACAUGGGCAUACAAUCCCCAAACCGAGUCCGACCCGUUAAGUCUCGACCCGAAUAGAGAAAUCAUCCACAGUAGCCUCUACUCUUCGCUCCGAACUAACCACCCUCGACAUCUUAUGAGUUUUUCGGACUACCCAUUUGCCAAAUUCUACGGAGACCCGAGGAAUUUUCCGGGUCAUGAGGAGGUGUUGAAGUUUCUAAACGAGUUUUGGGUUGAGUUUGGACUCACUGAGUUGACUCGGUUGGGUACUGAAGUUGUCCGAGUUGAAGCGGUGGAUGACUCGGGGUAUUGUGAGUGGAUUGUUGAGUCGAGAAAAGGCGAGUUGAGUGAGGUGGAAGUGUUUGAUGGGGUUGUGAUUUGUAAUGGUCAUCAUACUGUGCCGCGGGUGGCUGCGAUCAGAGGUAUAGGUCAAUGGCCGCGAAAACAAAUUCAUAGCCACAAUUACCGUGUCCCAGAACCUUUUCACAAUCAGAUAGUGGUCAUGAUUGGAGCUGGACCUAGUGCCUAUGAUAUAUCUAGAGACAUUGCAGAAGUUGCUAAAGAAGUUCAUCUUUCUUCGAGAAAUUCCACAUGUGGUGGAUUUUAUAAAUUGGUCAACCUUAGUAAUGUAAGGCAGCACGCUGAGAUCGAUUAUGUUGAUGAAAGUGGUAGAGUAGCGUUUGUGGAUGGAUCUUCUGUUUGUGCUGAUAUCAUAUUUCAUUGCACUGGGUACAAGUUCAGUUUUCCAUUUCUUAGAACUAAUGGGAUCGUAACUGUGGAUGAUAAUAGAGUUGGACCCUUGUACAAGCACGUCUUUUCUCCUGAGAUUGGCUCCAGGCUCUCUUUUGUUGGAAUCCCCUGCAACAUUACAUUAUUCCCCAUGAUGGAAUUACAAUCCAAGUGGAUAUCGUGUGUUUUAUCCAGCAAGGUGGUCCUACCGUCUAAAGAGGCAAUGCUCGCUGAUACCAACGAACACUACAGGUCGUUGGAGGAACGAGGGAUCCCAAAACAUAGUACUCACUCCCUUGCUACUACCGGGUUCCAAUACCUGGACUGUCUAGCAAGUCAAGUAAAAGUUCAACCAGUUGAAGAAAGGUUAAAGAAUAUAUACAAACAACUUGUUUCGGUGUUCUUCAGCUCCGAAGGAGACCAAUUCAGGGAAUGGGAUGUAGAUAGUUGGGUGAAUGGAAACCACUUGAAACUACUUGCAGCAAGUGAAAAACGUUCAGGCUCCAAAUUGCUUGCAGCAUUUGAGGAAAACGUCGGACAUGAUAAUAGCAAGGUUGUUGAAAGCAGCUAGUUUAAAUUAUAUGAUGCUAUGAUGUACUUUGUUCUCGAAUUUUUUAUAUCUGUUAUCCGUAAAGGUUAAAACACAUGUAAACGAUCUUUACUCAACACUCUGUAUUCCGACAUCACUUGUAGUCAGAUAUAAAUAUAGGAUAUAAUUGAUA
Molecule: messenger RNA, 1667 nt
Organism: Daucus carota subsp. sativus
Lineage: Eukaryota; Viridiplantae; Streptophyta; Magnoliopsida; Apiales; Apiaceae
Product: flavin-containing monooxygenase FMO GS-OX-like 3
Exons: 7
Coding region: 116-1516 (466 amino acids)
Molecular function (GO): N,N-dimethylaniline monooxygenase activity; NADP binding; flavin adenine dinucleotide binding
Source: RefSeq, a predicted model, not a curated record